Messenger RNA from Parus major (Great Tit), 3515 nucleotides. Its product is annotated as collagen alpha-1(I) chain-like. Gene Ontology annotation, biological process: antibacterial humoral response; innate immune response. Gene Ontology annotation, cellular component: extracellular region. The transcript is spliced from 4 exons. Lineage: Eukaryota; Metazoa; Chordata; Aves; Passeriformes; Paridae. Gene Ontology annotation, molecular function: peptidase inhibitor activity. The record is from RefSeq and is a predicted model, not a curated record. Bases 2263 to 3333 code for a protein of 356 amino acids.
GCUGGGGGGCUUGGGGUGGAUGCCUUCUGCUAGCCCUUAGAGCACUGUGGGGCUGAUUUGGGCUGGGCUCCCACAUGGAAUGAGCAGGUAGGAGCAAUCCCACAGCACAGAGCCAGGCACAUCCCAAGCUCUGGAGCUUCCAUGCACCACUGAAGCUCUGUGCCACAGGUCUGUGCUGCAGGGGCAGUGUGGGCAGCGGGGGGCUCGGCGGUGGCAGGAUUGUGGCAGUGUGGCAGGAGCCCUCAGCAGGUGCACAGCUGGACCUGAGGGGCCAUGAACCAGUCCAUGCCCACGGUGUGGGCUCCCUGUGCUGCUGACUGAGGGGCGCAGAGUCUCCAGAGGAUGAGGUGUCCUUCUGUAUCCCUGUACUUGCUAUCCCUGCUCUGUGCCAGCAGCGGGAGUCUGGAUCACUGCUUGAGGGCACCUCAGUGUGCCCCUUUUAAUCAUUGACCACAUUCCCUCAGCAGUCAGGAGACGUGACUCCAGCGCCUUCCCUGCUGCCAUGGAGGAGCCACGGUCACCCGCAAGGCUUGGGUGCAGCCACUGUGACCAGGCUCAGUGGUGGUGGGAACAGCUCCCAAGGGAUGGAGCAGAGACGAGCCUUUGGGGUCUGGUUUGGGGCUGCUGUUCCCAUAUGCUCAGCCAGGACACUCCCUGGCCAUGGGGACAGCUGGCAGACCCCUGUACUCCCCACAGCCAUCCUCAGCCUCUGCUGAAGAAGCACCUGGCAGAGCCAGGGUGGGGACACCAAUAUCCCGAAUGGGACUGGUGCCAAAGCAUUCCUGUCUCCCAGAAGGUGAUGCCAACUGCGUGGGCUGGAGCUGCUGGCACUGCUGCCAGCUUGCUCAGUCCCUCUCCAGGUGCUCCAGCUGGCUGGGGGCAGCUUCAGCUGGAUUGUCCCCUCAGCAGCCAGCUGGGCACCUUGGAGCUGAGGCACAACUGUGGGCAAAACCACUGGUGCCCACACUGUUCCUGACAGCUCUCAGCUUCCCCUGUGGUUUUCCCCUUGUCUCCUCCCAUGAGCCUUCCAUUUCUGGGCUCCCAUCUGCAGUCAUCCAGCUGAUCUUGUGCGUUCUGGCUGCUGGCAUCCACCCUCGCAGCCUCCCAGUGCUGGCUGCUCACUGCCAGGUCACCCCAUGCUGGGGUCACCCCAUUCUGGGGCAGAGUUGUCACAGGGUCAGACCAGGACAAUGAUGCUCAAAGACAGCACCAGCACAGGGCCACAGCCAAGUCACAGUGGGACACACCUGUGACCCUGGGUGGGCAGUGUGGGACUGGCAGCAGUGCUGCUGCUCUAGAGAAGCUGCUGCUGGGUCCAGGUGGGCUCUGUCCCUGUGCAGCACAGGUAGGGAUGGUGCAGGUCCCUCCUCUCUGUCCUGGUGGGCAGUGUGCUCACCUCCCAGAUGUUACCACCCCUAUCCCACCCUCGCUGACACAGCACUACUCUCUGGCCCUACUGCAGGAGCCGCUGGGCUGCAAGAUGAUUGUUUUCAUUCCUGGCAUCCCAAUAUUGGCCCUGAGCCCACUGUGAGCGCAUCCCUGCCAGCCUGAGCGUGGCCAGGUCCCAGCAGUUCCUCAGCGGGCCCCCAUCCUGGAGGGUGCAGGGAAAACUGGUGCCUUGAUGACCUCCCUGCCACCCCAGGCCUCUGCCCAUGUGUCACUCCCACUGCCGACAGUGGUGACACGAGGUGCGGCAGUGGGGCAGGCGGCUGAGCACCGGCUCCUGUUCCUGCAUAAACACCCGGCAGGGAGGGGACCACAGGCAAAGGCAAACAGUUACUGAUUUACUGCCACGCCAUCCUGCCACAUUGUUGACUGUGGGGUUAAAUUACCUGGAGACGGACCCCGGCAGAGCAGACGCCAGCUCGUGACUCAGGCAGGGAUCAUGUCCUAGCCCCAUGCACCCUUGGCCCUUGGGCAACUUUGCAAGAUGCCCGGGGCUGGGGCUGCCUCUGCCAGCAGCAAGGGCACAUCACCAGGAACAGGGCAGGUUUCAUCCUCCUGCAGGAGGCUGUGGAGGAGAUGGGCACUGGCAGAGUGGGAAAUGCUGAUGUGAGCAGGGCAGCCAUGCCAGGUGGACAAGCUGGGCCCAUUCAAACCAUCCCAAGCUUGACAUUGCCAGGGGCAGUGAAGUGACCUGACCCGCCAGACAUGCCAUGGGAAGGGUUUCCUGGACAGGCUGAAGGGACUGGGGUCACACAGCAUGCCCUGAGCACUGGGAGUGCAUGCCAAUGACCCACUCCCUGAUAGCCACUUGCACAAAUGGUGCUGUCGGAUGGUCCAUCCUCAUCCCCGGUGCUGUGGGAGGCUGUGAGGAUGGCAGGGUCCGUGGGACAGGGCUGCAGCCGGGCAGGAGCUCCCGUGGCUGCGGGGAGGUGCAGGGCAGCCCUGGGGCAGGUGCCUGCCCAAGGCACAGGCAGCCUGGAGGACCCUUCAGGAGCAAGAGCUGGAGAACAGGAGCAGGAGCUGGGUGAGCAGCAGCAGAGCCACAGCCCUGUCUGCAUUGCUGGUUCCUCGUGGCAUCAGCGACCCAGGCCAGGGGCUCCAUUCGAGCUCAUGUCUGUGGCCAGGGCAGCACAGCGUGAGCCUGAGCAGGGACGGGUCAUGCCCCAUCCCCGGUGCCCUGGUGCCCGCUUCAUCCCCGCGGCCGAUGGCCACCCCGGUGGGCUCCGAGCGCGGCCCUGGGGGUCCGGCGUGCGGGGCCGUGGCCGGGGGUGGCUGGCUGCUGUUCCUGCCGGGCGAGUUCUCAGCAUGGCCGCCCAGUCUUCUCGAGGCUCCCCCUCCCUGGUCGGCAGCCAGCAGCAGCAGAUACCUGAUACUCGGGUUGUGCAAGCGCGAAGGGGGAGCCUGGCCCUGCCCGGCCCUUGGGAGCCACCCGGAAGGCCGAGCCCGCCGGCCCCACCUGGAGAGGAGCUUAAAGGCCGGCCGGGCGGCCAGAGCGCAGCCGGUUCCUGCACCAUGCCCACGGCCCGCAGCGUCCUCAUCUUGGCGGGGUUCCUGGCUCUCUGGGCAGAGCUGCCGGCAGCAUCCGCCCAGAAUGACACCACGAAAGCCGGCGUGUGCCCGAGCCCGGCGACGGAUGCGGUGAACUGCACAGUCGGGUGCCAGUCCGAUGGCGACUGCGAGAGCACCCUCAAGUGCUGCCCGGCAGCCUGCGGCAAGGCCUGCCAGAAGCCUGACGAGAAGCCUGGCACCUGCCCACCCGUCAACCCGGGCAUCCCCAUGCUGGGCGUCUGCACCAACCAGUGCAAGACUGACGCCAACUGCUCCGGGAUCCAGAAGUGUUGCAGGAAUGGCUGCGGCAAGGUCUCCUGUGUGACACCCAUCCACUGAGGUGCAUCCACCUCCUGCCAGCCCAGCCAUGGAGAAGCUGCUGCCCAAUGCCCAUCCUGAUGCCCUGGCCCUGCACCAUCACCCCCCAUCUUGGAGCCUUCAGCCUCAGUUUUGUCCCUGGGGUUCUCUGCUCGGGGUGAGCCCCCUGCAUUCUGCACCAAUAAAGCAGCUUCUCCCUGUCA